AUGGUCCUAGGACCGGGACCGGGCCCGGUCCCGGUCCCGGGUAAUGACCGCAGCAGCGGCGUUCGCGAAAAGGGACAUCAAUCUGUCGCCGCUGGCAGCAAAAGAAAGAACGCCUCUAAUCACAAGGGCCUGGCGUUUGUGUGUGCGUUGACAGAGAUAUUUCGCAGUAUUGAAGGGAGAGACUGCGCCGUCAAGAUCCGCCACCCAGAUCCGCCACCGAAGGCACCAGCUCGGACGCUCUGGAGCUUGAAUCGCGAUGUGACAGGCCACAUGCAGGAUCUAUCCCGGCUCAUCACAGUAGAGCAAGCGACCGUCAGCAGCAUGUUGGGGGCUCAGUUGAACGCCAUGGUCAAGCUGACCACUAGCCGUGCUCAGGGAGGGCCUCUUGUGAGCACCUCGCCAAGUGGCGACGAGGACAGUGGCUCGGAAAGAGACGGUGUCAAGAGUGGAGUGACGCUUACCGAAACUGUCCGGCAACAAACACGUCUUGAUAGUGUCAACUCGACGUCCGCUCAGAACGUUGAAAGGGAGAAUGCCCUUGACAGAUUGGGUUCAAGCGGUUGGGCUGGGCAGUUACUGCGGGACUGCGGGACUGCGGGACUGCGGGACUGCGGGAGGGCAAGCCAGGGCUAG
This is a messenger RNA of Lasiosphaeria miniovina, 633 nucleotides long. RefSeq lists its product as uncharacterized. The coding region runs from base 1 to 633 and encodes 210 amino acids. The transcript has 11 exons. The record is from RefSeq and is a predicted model, not a curated record. Lineage: Eukaryota; Fungi; Ascomycota; Sordariomycetes; Sordariales; Lasiosphaeriaceae.